GUCGAAAUUUGAUGGUUGGAAGUCUGAUAUACGUGCAGAGCUAUGUGUGGACUUGUACCCCGCUUUGAGCUUACAGGUGAGAUUCCAACAGGUGAGAUUCCACCGUGUUCCAAACCAUUGGCCUUUUCUCGUUGAGUAAAACACAUAAUGACCACUACUUUGACAUUCACUAUUUGUAACCAUUGUUAAAUCACAAGCCACAACACAGGCUACUUACUCAAUUAUAGUAUAGUGAAGUACAGUAUACUGUACAUCGGAGUGAUCAGUGAUUUCUAUCAAAGUGGGGACAUCUGAACAGUGCAGGAACCGUGCGGUAGCCAUUCAAAGUCUGGCAGGAUUGAACAAUUUGUCUCGUCAGAAUUGCAUGCAGCUCUUGCGUGCCAAGAGAGAUAAAGGAGUAAAACAUCCAACUCGAAGUAUAUGAUAUGAUCCGAUCAGCUCAUAUAUUCAUAGCUUGACACCAUGGCCGCCGAGAUCCCCCUUAACACGGCGCCCCGGUUCGUUACGCCCGUCGCAACCCCAACCUACGGCGCCGGCGGCUCCGCAAGCAUCAUCUGCUCAACCCACAUCGCCGCCCCGCCAGCCACUGUAGCCGGAAUCAUCCUAGACACCACCACGUACCCAUCAUGGAACAAAUGGAUACCCAAAGUCGCUAUUGAUUCCCCCGCGCCCUCCCCAGCCUCAUCCUCGGAUCUCCCUUCGUCUCUAGCACACCUAGCCUCCAAUCCAGCCCAACACCUCCUCCUAAACGCAGGAUUCCACUUCGAAGUCCACACGAACCCGGAAAGCCCCUCAUUCCAGCGCACCGACCUCGUCGUCUCGGUGCUCGAGGAGUUCGAGCGGAACGGGAGGAAGGGGAUCCGCGUCUCGUGGAAAACGAAGGGGGAUCCAUGGUAUCUGCGCGCGGAACGUACCCAAGAGUUUCUCGCGACUGAGGAUGGGAUGGGGUGCGACUACUUUAGCUCUGAGACGUUCUUCGGUCCAGUGACUUGGGCGAUUAAGAUGUUUCUCGGGGGGCAGCUUAAGGUGGGAUUCACGCUUUGGAUGGAGGGCUUGAAGGAGGAAGCGGAGAAGAGGGCGAAGGGUGUGGCGAAGUCAGAGGGAGAGGAGUCGUUAUAACUUUUGGCUGCGAAGCUGGAUGAUCUUGGAUGCUUCAUCGGCGACCUGGCCGGAUCAGAGAGGCCUCGUUGCUCGUUGUUGCAUGUGACGGAGAAACCUACAAUGCCUGUUUGGUGGCAAGGUGUCGUGAGUGGUGGGCAUGGCUUUUCAACUCUUUCCUACUGUAACACUUUAAUGGUAAUGAAACAUUAUGUUUGGCAUUUGUUGUAAAUGUAAUCGUUGUAGAACAGCAGUUUUACGGCCAUCUCAUACAGACGAGACAUGCCUAUUUAUAAAUCGUUGUUAUAUCAAGGA
Messenger RNA from Pseudomassariella vexata, 1413 nucleotides. RefSeq lists its product as uncharacterized. The transcript has 2 exons. Bases 463 to 1119 code for a protein of 218 amino acids. Lineage: Eukaryota; Fungi; Ascomycota; Sordariomycetes; Amphisphaeriales; Pseudomassariaceae. The record is from RefSeq and is a predicted model, not a curated record.